ACACUUGCAUAUGCGGGCUGGAGCAGAUUCGGCCGUUUCGUUAUAAAAAACGCCAUAUUCGACGGAGAAGGCCUCACAUCACAUCGGCGGUCGCUCUGCGACGCGGAGCACAAUGUAGCUCCCCGAAUUGUGUCUCUGGGAUGAAAAGCUGGCAGUGAAAACCUUGGGCCAGCAAUGUGCCGGCACCAGGGUUGGAAACAUCGGCGCAUCAAACCUCCGGGAAUUUCUGCCCGUUCGUCUUUUUGGCACGGGCGAUAGCCGUAGCGCUGCGCACGGGAAAAAAAACCAACCACCUUGCUAACCGCUCCGCGCUUGUGCCUGCGCAUUUUUAAUCAUCAACCCAAAUUACCCAAAAUGGCGGCCGCCCCGCCGCUGCUGCACGAAGGAUGUGAGGAUUUCUGGUCUUGGAGCGCCAACGACAAGUCGCACGAGGUCAAACUCCAGGGUGCCCGGAACGAGACUGCCGUGUUCCACCCCAACUGGUCCAACGGCACGGCCGGGGUGCGGGGCACCCGGGUGCUGAACCGGGGCCGGUUCUACUGGGAGCUAAAGCUGUCGCACCGGGUAUUCGGCACCAGUAUGAUGUUCGGCAUCGGCACGAGGCGGACCCGGCUCCAUGUCGACGAGUUCGUCAACAUGCUUGGGGAGAACGACCAGAGCUGGGGGCUGUCCCACAAAGGGUUGCUGUGGCAUGGGGGGACCUCCCGGCCCUUCACCGAUCCCUUCCCCGAGAAACAGCCGACCACGCUGGGGCUCCUCUUUGACGGGAUCAAGGGGACGCUGACUUACUACAAGGACGGGGUGUGCCUGGGCGAGGCCUUCACGGGGCUGAACCGCUACACCUCCGAGCUGUACCCCUUCGUGUGUUCCACCGCAGCCAAGACGGAGAUGACGCUGACCAACAUGAGACGGGGUAUGGUGUCUUUGGAGGACCGCUGCUGUGUUACUAUAGCAACGCAUCUUCGAAGCGAGAAGGAAGCAGGCGGGUUGCUUCUGCCGGCGAUUUUGAGAAGCAAUAUUGCACGUGAGUGUUCCCGUCAGUCCCAAAACAAUGACCCUUUGACCCAUCUGAAAUCCUCAUGCGGUGUAACAUGGACAUGACCAAACUGGGAACUGGAAAUUUCGAUCACCAUCUAUUUCAAAGACCCUUUUUUCUUGUUUGCAUAUUUUUGUUUUGUUCGUCACAGACAACGCGGAGUUAAUAAUGUCAACAUGAACACGCAUCGAUGUAUAAAAUGCUCUUUGACUGUUUUUCAAUGUUGCCUACGCAGAGGCAAUUUGAAAGUUCCUUUUUAACACUCAUCAGUCGUCUGUUCCCGAUGCCGCCGCCAUCUUGGCCAUUGUUAUCAGUGACGUCAUUUAAACCCCGACAUCUGUCACUACGAACAUAUUGAAUUUGGAAACCCCGUGUGCAGACGACAUGAGAAUCGAUAAAAACAGGUCGAGAUGCGCGAUGACUGCGCGAGGGUCUGAACACGUCCACCAAAGUAUCGAUUAUUAAAAUGAAACCAGUCUCGUGUUGCACAGAAAUUGAGGGAUAACAGCAAGCGGCCGAUUCACGAGUUUUUCUCCCUUCUCAGAGGGGAAACAUGGCCUCUUUGAUCCCACUUCUAUGAAAUGACAUUUAACAGGCACUAAUUCCAACUGCGUCAGCGAAGACAGCAUUUUACACAACGCAGACAUGCAGUGACUCUGUAUCAACAAAUUCGUUUCCAUAGACCUGCAGUCGCACACAAGGUUCCCCGACCAGCAUGAACUGUUUACGAAUGGUCCAAACACUAAACUUUCUUCAUUUCCCGAUAAACCCUGGCUAUCUAUCCAUCAAUGAAGAGUGGACUUUGGAAUGGGAUCAUUUUCAGCUGCAUUGUAUCACAUUUCAAGACAGCUCAUGUCGUGUUUUGGAACAUGCUUUUUUACAUGACCGUUGUGUGCGCUACAAGAGACUAAUCAUUGUUCCUUGGGUGGUGACAUCGAGAACGGCCACAGCGCACGAGCACAUUAAUUGCACCUCUUUGUUCUCGCAACCAUCAACAUGGUAACAGACGGUACAAUUCCCAUGGUAACAGGAGGGUAUCCCGCGACCGUCACGUGACCCACCCGCUCACCACGACGAGGCACGGAACCACAAUUCUUUGUUCCAGGGCUGGGGGGAAAAUUCAGCGGGUCAGUAAAAACUUCGCCCGAAUGACCGUGCCGUGUGGCCAGGCACCGGCUGUCGCAUCGUGAACAGACAACGGGGUCGGUGAUGAUUGGACCACGCCAAGCGGAGCCAGGCCCCGCUAAUAGUCCCUGCGAGCACGGUACACGCGACACCAGGGACACGGUUCGGCUCUCCGAGAUCACGGGAGUCUGGCCAACCCCUGUCAUCAUCAUCCAGGGCCUGACAGAGGGAGAGGAGGCAGGCCAUUGGCUCCUUUGGAGGCAGGGUUCGUCCUACAACCAGGGAUUGGUCCAGGUCCUCGUCGAGGAAGGUAAGGCGAUGACUGGCGGAGCUUGAAGACACAAGACGAAGAAAAGGUUCUCCAGCCUGGGCAAUGGUAUGAUGUCUGCUGUGUACACACAGGGUUUGCCACAAUGGGUUCCUUGCUAGGAAUCGCUUUUCAUUUAGUAAAUUUAUCCGAAACAAUUCCAACAUUAUGUUGGAUGUCAUAACAAUUUGUCAAAAUGUCCGAGCAUUUUUUUUUCGGAGUUGAAAAUAAUGUUGCCUAUCCCAGCAUAAUCAGACUGUUGUGUGGGUGAUGACAAUUAUGGAAAUUCUCUGUGCAAUUUGUUUUAAAUACACGUAUGAUCUUUUUCUGAAAACAGCGCAAUGAUGUUACGCAGCAUUAUGUAAAUAUUUCGCCCUAUCUCGAUAAGGUACUCAUUUUUAUUUCGUUCGUGUAAAAAUCCUGACAAAAAUUGUUGAAAUAUUUUUCUAACUCUUAAGAUCUUACUAUUUUGACCGUAGCAUGGUUGUGAAAGUCAAAAGUGUUCAACCAACAACUCAUAUCAGUUAACGUAGAUUAGAAGACUUUGUGGUGACGAAAUUGUCUUACUGUGUGUACUUAUUUAGUACAUUUUGUGCAUGACGUGAGACCGAUUUUUCCCCAUUACCGUGGAGUAAUUAUUUAACUUAAUAUCAUUAAGCCGGAUGUGUUCUGUAAAAUAACUCAACUUAUCUGCUGAAUAGAGCUAGAAAUUUUGAUUCGUUUAUUGUAUUCACGUUGACUGUAAUCAUAGGCGCCGCUGAUAAAAUUCCGACGACUCUUUCGUGUAUAAGAAUUCGGUAUUUGUUUUGGAAUGAAUCUGCCACGCCUUAUUUGUACAGUUCUGCAGUGCUGUUUUUUCUUAACCACGGCAAAGUCUUCGUGUAGAGCUUGAUCAUUACUUCAUUUACGUAAGUGUUGACGUGGUAGUGCACGACACGGUAAGUUCACGCUUCGGUUCGUCUUAGGCUGUGACUUUGCAUAUCUGUCAAUCAAUUUGUCGGUUCAGAGCGAGUAGAAGAAAUGUACAUUGAUGCGUCUGUGUCAACGAGGCAGCGAGUCUAAAAAUAAGCCCUGCACUCAUCCGUUGUGAGCAAUCAACUCAUUACAAGUAGAUCUAGGUCUGUAGACGUUUACUCAAAUGUAAAAAACAUAAUAAUAAUGAAAAAAUCACAAAAAAGAAGGAACGGGGGCACCACAAUAAAGCAACAUUUAGAGAGAGAUGUUAAUCAUAAGACAAAGAUUAUGCGACUCUUGUUUGAACCUGGAGCGCCCUCUCUUCAUUGUAGCAAGACACGAAUCUGGAUAGUCUACAUAAUGAUAGAAUUUUGUUUUUUUGGGGGGGGGUGCGGUUCAGCGAGUAUUGCAAAGGACACGGAUUUUUUUAAUGUUGAAACAGCAGAAUUACAUGUAGGCCCUAGUUUUGCGGCAAUUACGCUGUUUCCUCGCUCGAUCAAAACACACAAUCUCCAAACACAACAGUGCUUGAGUAAAUGAAAUCUACAGAGGGCGCACCGGCUUUGAACAAGUGUUACGUCACCAUUGAAAAACAGUAUUAUUUUAUCAGAGACUAGUGUUUUAUUAGAGAAACCACAUACUGCCUGUGUAUAGUGUGUCUGCUCGACAAGUCAGACUUACUUUAACCCGCUCAAACGCUGCCUAUAACCGAAGUAGAGAUUAACAUAACUAGACAACUAGCUUAACUAAUCAUAGUAUUGAGUAUAGUUUAGAGAUCAUUAGCGGUCUAUAGUAAUGGAAAUGGUAAUAACACUCAGGUCAAUGGUGUAAACAGCUGCCGAGAAAAAACUGCAAUCAUCUCAUUCAUAAUCAGAUUCGAAGACUUGGAUAAAUUACACCAUUGUGAGGUGAGUUCGGAGUAUUCGUAAAAUCGGUACGCUGUCAUCGGCACUAUCUUCUGUCAAACAAUGAACGGCAUGUAUUUAAAUAUUGCAUUUAGUAACUGAAAUACAGAUAUAAUUCUCGUGUAGUUCAUGUUGCUAAUAAGUAUGUGCUGAGCAGCUGCUUCAUGGCUGUUAUCAUCUACGCUUUAUUAAACACGUGGUGCUUUAUAUUUUCACUUUAAUACCGGGAUUAAGGCGCAGUACUGAGCGAGGUCGAAUGCUUGCCUAUCGUUCACUGUUGUUGAGUCACGUGUGAGUGACGUCACGUCACUCAACAAGUGACCACGUCACGUGAUGAGUAACAUGUAGACUUGUUGGCGCAACACGUGCACACGAUUACAGCAAACGAUAGCCGGGUAAUCAAAUGUGCUCAUAAUUCUUUAGAGUAGAAUUUAAAUUAAGUUUAUUCAACUAAUGUAAAUAGCAAUCAAUAUUACUAGUAAUAAUAGCUAGUAUGAAAUACGAAACUAUUGUUACGAGUUGUAAGGCCGGGAAGGUGCAAUAUUAAACUAAUAUCUUUGUCAAUCUAUGUGAAUUUGUAUAAUCACAUAUAUUAUCGUGCGAGAAUACAUUCCAAAAUGUUGUAGCGUCAGUGAAAAUGUAGUAAUCUUUCUACCAGUUGAUUUGUGGUAAAAUGUGUGUAGUUUCUCGGCUGUGAUUUUAGUGACUGUAUUAGACUCUUGUCGUAAACAUUUAUCCUCCUAUUUGUGGUCAUUUCUGUUAUAGACUAUAAACAUUUCGUAUGUCUCCGCUACGUUGUGCUAUUCUUCUUAUUAGAUAUAGAAAUACAAUGUACUAUAUUAUUCGUUACUUUGACAGGCGGUUUGUUUGCGAAUGACUUUUAUUCCAGAGGUGCAUGGAGGCAGCAGAUGUUUGAAUCCUUCUGGCACAAAAUUCGAUCUCUCGCAAACCAGCUUAGCAAACUUCUUGUUUCUUGUAACUUAAUCCUUCAUUAAGAACCACUGUUGUAAAUAGUAAUUUAUCAAUACUUCACGAAGCUAUGGAUUCUUGCUAUUCUGAAUGUAGUGCAUCUUUGACUUGCUUCCUGCGAAAACAUGCAGGCACAGUCAUGUGAACAGCAUAGGUGUAUUCAUUAUUAUGCGAGUAGAUUAGACACUAAAAUGAGCAAAUGUAUUCAAUAUAAACAACAACAACAACCAACAACAACAACAACAACAACAACAACAACAACAACAACAACAACAACAACAACAACAACAACAACAACAACAACAACAACAACAACAGCAACAACAACAACAAUUGUUUAUGGAUUUGAUUCAAUCGUAAACGCUGUGUAUUUACCGUUUUCAUUGUCGCAUGGAAAUCUCUGUUUUGUUUCCACGCAUUUGCUGAACACUAAUGUGUGCUUAAGGUAACAAUGAGAAACAAAUCCACUGGAUGUGUUCGUGCUCGCACACCGUUUGCAGACGUUUCAAAAUAGGAAUUGUCUGAAAAGGGCAAGGUGUUCCCCCUGAUUUUGACAGUUUGCGAAUGUAUGUUUCUACGAAUUAUCAAAAAUAUUAAAAGUCCUCUUUUAUUAAAUUAAGCUCAAUAGUUUUGAAUGUACCGUGUAUUAAGUCCUUUUCACUGAAUGUAUGUUCACCUGUACGUUACAGAAUAUUAUGUAAGAGUCUCAUUGUUAAAUUAUUUCGAUCUUAUUUAUUCAAAGGUCUCAUAAGAGGCAGUAAACCCUUUUCAUUGAAUUCAUAUCCAUUUGUAAAUUACAGAAUCUGCAUGCAAAAGCCUAAUUGCUGAAUUAUUUUUAUUCUAUUUAUGAAUAUUUCAAUACCACUUAUAUUAAGAAGGCUCACUUCCUGGAACUAUAAUUUUUUUUCUGAAAAAAAAAGGUCUUCUUUCAACUGAUUAUUUAUACUAGUAUUUAUAAUGAUUGAUUUCUGAUAAUCAACCUGAGAUGCGGUCAUUCUGAGCCUGGUUAAGGUGACACGUAUGACCCAUCUGAGAACCUGCCGUUACAAUUGCCAUUUGGAGUAGAAAUGAGUGUUGCUUUCUUUCGUUGAUUGUGAAUAAAGUGUAAUUUUUUUUUUGGUUAGAAACCCUA
Messenger RNA from Acanthaster planci (crown-of-thorns starfish), 6428 nucleotides. RefSeq names its product SPRY domain-containing SOCS box protein 3-like. The record is from RefSeq and is a predicted model, not a curated record. Lineage: Eukaryota; Metazoa; Echinodermata; Asteroidea; Valvatida; Acanthasteridae. Gene Ontology annotation, biological process: proteasome-mediated ubiquitin-dependent protein catabolic process. Gene Ontology annotation, molecular function: protein binding. Gene Ontology annotation, cellular component: SCF ubiquitin ligase complex.